UAAAAAACAAUGCGCCUGUUUUUCUGCGUGUAUAAAAGGCUCUGGCACAAUCCUGUUGCUGUUUUAGUGCGACCAAAGUUAGGCAAACACAAUGGGAAAGAUAAUCUUUUACGAGGACAGAAACUUCCAGGGCCGGUCCUACGAGUGCAGCAGUGACUGCGCUGACCUCCACUCCCACUUCAGCCGCUGCAACUCCAUCCAGGUGGACAGCGGCUGCUGGAUGGUCUACGAGCGCCCCAACUACUUAGGGUACCAGUACUUCCUCAGGAGGGGUGAAUAUCCAGACUACCAGCGAUGGAUGGGCUUCAACGACUGCGUCCGAUCCUGCCGCAUGAUCCCCCAACACCAAGGAUCUUACAAAAUGAGGAUCUAUGAGCGUGCAGACUUCGGGGGUCAGAUGAUGGAGUUCACUGAUGACUGCCCCUCCCUCUACGACCGCUUCCACUACAACGACAUCCACUCUUGCAAUGUCAUGGAAGGCCACUGGCUGUUCUAUGAGCACCCCAACUACAGGGGGCGCCAGUACCUGCUGAGGCCCGGAGAGUACCGGAGGUACAGCGACUGGGGCGGCAUGAACCCCAGGAUUGGGUCCAUCAGACGCAUCACAUAUCCCAAUUAGACACACAAAAAAUGUGUGGAGCCAAAUAAAACAGUCAUCCAGUCAA
Anguilla rostrata (American eel) is the source of this 665-nucleotide messenger RNA. RefSeq names its product gamma-crystallin M2-like. The transcript has 3 exons. The coding region runs from base 92 to 619 and encodes 175 amino acids. NCBI's taxonomy places the organism in Eukaryota, Metazoa, Chordata, Actinopteri, Anguilliformes, Anguillidae. Gene Ontology annotation, biological process: lens development in camera-type eye; visual perception. The record is from RefSeq and is a predicted model, not a curated record. Gene Ontology annotation, molecular function: structural constituent of eye lens.